Messenger RNA from Bicyclus anynana (squinting bush brown), 1599 nucleotides. RefSeq names its product ubiquitin-conjugating enzyme E2 L3 (gene Ubc10). The transcript has 4 exons. The record is from RefSeq and is a predicted model, not a curated record. Bases 169 to 633 code for a protein of 154 amino acids. NCBI's taxonomy places the organism in Eukaryota, Metazoa, Arthropoda, Insecta, Lepidoptera, Nymphalidae.
UGGGCGGAGCUCGAUCGAGUGCAGCGAGUAAGCGAAUAUUACUGACGUUUCACUAAAUCAUAUUUUCGGCAUUGCGAAUUAUGUUAUUUAAGUGGAUUUCAAUUUAAAUUAUAUUAUAAUAAAUUGCAAGUUAUCAUCACACACGGUAUAGUUCAGAUAUAAUCUACCAUGGCUGCAACAAGGAGACUUCAAAAGGAAUUAAAUGAUAUAAGGCAGUCAGGUCUUAAAUCUUUUAGGGACAUUCAAGUGGACGAAUCUAAUAUCUUAACAUGGCAAGGCUUAAUUGUUCCAGAUAAUCCUCCAUAUAACAAAGGAGCAUUUCGCAUUGAAAUAAAUUUCCCUGCUGAAUAUCCAUUCAAACCUCCUAAGAUAAGUUUCAAGACUAAAAUCUAUCACCCAAAUAUUGAUGAGAAAGGUCAAGUUUGCCUUCCCAUCAUCAGUGCAGAGAACUGGAAACCUGCCACAAAGACUGACCAAGUGAUUCAAGCAUUAGUUGCUCUUGUAAAUGAUCCUGAGCCAGAACAUCCCUUGCGUGCUGAACUUGCUGAAGAAUUUCUUAAGGAUAGAAAAAAAUUUACCAAGAAUGCAGAAGAGUUCACUAAGAAGCAUAGUGAAAAGCGGCCUACUGAUUAAACAAUUCCAAUUAAUUUACAGCAAAUGUGUUUGUAAUAAAAAGAAUACUUGUAUCAAAUAUGCUUAAGGGUUUCGGGGUAUCUAUGAUGGAUUCAAUUAUAACCUUCCUAGAGUAACAGUAUAUUCUCAAGUAUGAAUGUUGAAAAUAAAAAAGAUUUAAUACAAGUUUUCUUAUUAUAUUAAUCUUUGAUGCUUAAACUUGCUGUAGAUUUUAAAUAUGCUACUGGAUAUGGGCCUAUUGUUUUUGUAAACCACAUUGCUUGAAAAUUUUGAGCACCAAUUAGCAAAAAGUAAACUUGUUUUAAGAAUGAUUAAAAUGUGCUUUCAAAUAUUAUAACAUUGGUGUAAUCAAAGGGAAAAUAACUAACUGAAAUUUACACUCACACUGUUACACUAUUGAAUUUUCAGACACUAUUUUCCUUGUGACAUAGGGCUUAUUAUUGCACGUAAUUGAAACUUGUUUUGCUUUUUAAUAUUUCUUUUAUUAUUAAAGCAGUCUUAUUUAUUUACUUUACACUGUAACAGUUAUUAAACUUAUAAAAUAAAUUCAAAUUGUUUUCUUUUUUGUUUUUUGUAAAUAGCAUAUAUUAUGUUACUAAAAAGCAUUUCUAGCAAACUAAAGGUAUUGGGUUGAAAUUCAAGUAGGUAUUUAUUAUAUGUGAUUUGGCAAUUGUCUUUUUAACGUUUUCUUUAUGGUCUGUGAAUAAUUACUAAUGUGGGUUAGCUGGUUCAUUAAAUAAUAUGCAUCUCAAUGUAAUAUGUAUUGUAAUAGGUAUUUAAUUAAAAUAUAUAAAAUCAAGUAUUCAGGUUGCAGAUAAUCUUGUUCCUGUCAUUAUAUUAUGUGCGUUAACAUUUUAUGUAUCCCAUGGAAUUGCUAUGAGACAGUUGAUCCAAAUGUUUGCUUGUUCACUUGUUCGACAAUCAAUUAUUUAUAUUUGCUGUAUGUGAAUAAAUAAUAAAUGUUUA